This is a messenger RNA of Seriola aureovittata, 2868 nucleotides long. RefSeq names its product CD209 antigen-like protein E. Lineage: Eukaryota; Metazoa; Chordata; Actinopteri; Carangiformes; Carangidae. The record is from RefSeq and is a predicted model, not a curated record. The transcript is spliced from 8 exons. Bases 2027 to 2746 code for a protein of 239 amino acids.
GAGAUUAUCUUUUAGACUCAAUUUACAUAGAUAUGCCCUAUAUAAAUCACUUUGAACUGUCUCUGUCAGUGUGUUUACAGGCACUUAAAUAAUGACAUAUAGUCGUCUUUCUGCAGCAAACUUAUUUCUUAAACACCAUUUCCUUAGUCUUGGUGGGAGACUGAAGAUUUGACUCGUGAGAUUUAUCCUAAAGAAAAAGUGCUGUAAAAAAUACAACAACUGAAUAUUUACCAACACAGUAAAAAAAUUCAUAUGCAGGUGCCACACAGCAGCAGUGGAGCUCCAGACAAACAGGAACAUCACCUCAACGUUCAUCAAGACACGAUGCCACCAAGACUUGAGGGGAGGCGCUACCCAGUAUUAGUUUGUUGUUCCUAAUAAAGUGCUCAGCGAAUGUAUACCGAUUAACUGGGUUUCUAAUCACCUUUUCAAAAGUUUCACUGACUAAAACUGAACCUAGAAGUCUAUAAGGUCAGAGCAGUGGUUAUCUGUGUCACCAGGUUUCUGUCUUUAAAAUGCAUGUACAUGUACGGUGCACUUUAAAGGUAUUUUUAAAACUGCCUUUCUUUCUUUACUGCAUGGUAGAAGUUGAAAAUUAAGGAAAUAGAAAUAUAGAAAGGUACAGGAAGGAUCAUGUUUCUGCGUUAGAUGUGUUUUAACAAGAUUCCGCUUGAACAGACUGUUUUAUGAUCAGAAGGCUUCAAUAAACACCUUCCUAAAAAAAUUGUGAAAUGUCAACUCUGCAUGAUAAUGAUCAGCAGAUGGCAGAGCGUUUCAGAUGGGGCUUUUUAUGAUCUGUAACUGUAAUUUGGAGAUCAGUGGUUUGCACAGGACAUAUGCAGUGUAUAUUCUGAUAGAAAUUACAAAAACUUAAUUGCCUGUAACAGAUUUGCACUAUUAGAUAGCUGCCUUCAUCAAGUGUCACUCCUGUUCUUUGUGUUGGCUGUGGUUCAGAUUGUUUGUAUGUGUAUGAUCAUGAACAGAAUUAAAAUGUUCCUCAAGUGUCUUAUUAUCUCUUCUUUUGUUUACCAUUAUAUUAAACGUCUAUUUUCUGCAGCUGUGUGGAAGGUGCGCGGCUGCUGCAUGGGUCAGUAAGUUGAUGUCUCUCUAUUUAACAUAAUGGUUUAAUUGGCACAAUGUAUGAGGGUCCAGCUUCACAACAUUCACCUCAGAUGCUACAUGAGCUGUGAAAAGUCGGGAGAACACCACGGUUCAUCCUGUAGGGGACAUUAACGUCUGUGCCAUCGAACAGCUGUUAAGAACACACUCAACCAAAACAUCAGCCUUAGGGUGGUGGGGGAGGAAAAGUGUUAGGGGAUUGACACUUCUGCUGCUGAUCUCAUUGUAUAAUAAAAAAAAAAGAGGCCAGUUUAGGGGGUAUUGCCUACUUGCAUUGACUUACUUGUGCUAAAUGUAAAUGUAUGUUGACAUCAGCCAUUGUAGUCUUCGGAAAGUUGUGGAGUGACUCUGAAAAUAAUUUUGUCCUUUGUUUUAUGGUUUUACCUCGUCCGCAGGUACUGAAAGUAACCGGAUGUAAACAUCCACGGCAUUUAACUACUUCCGUUUUCGUGACGCGCAGCGUGAAAAGGGCCGAUCACUAUCUGCAAUCUGUUUCCGCUCUAAUUUUUUUUUUUUUUUUUGGCCCUUGACCGGAAGUUGAUGUUCGUAUCGUUCUGCCGCUUAAACUCUAUUUUCCGGUGUUUGUCUGCUCGCCGCCAUUGUAGACCCACAAUGCUGUUUACCAAUUGUGUCACAACUAAUAUGACUUGUUCCUUAGUUCAUAUGGAGUAUUCAUUUGGACAUUGCUGUUAUUUAUUCCCGAGGUGCUAUAUGUGAGUGUUUUAAUCAGAAAGUUAAUUCGCAACUAACCAGCUAGCUCCGGCUCUGUUGUCCUGGUUGCAGCUGACUGAGUUAAGUAAUGGGAUGCCAGAGCCCACCGCAGGCCAGUAGCACACUUUACCACAACCAGCAACAAAUGUCCGUGUUGCAGCACUGAGCUUCCAGGAAACGGUUAUCCUAAUGAGCAAUGGAGGAAAUCUAUAGCAAUGUUCCACAAAUGAAGCCUGUGAACCCAAAACCCUCAACAAAUCCGACAGGUCCAAGCUCUGAGAGGAGAUUUCAUGGAGUCGUUCUCAUUCUGGGCCUGCUGAGUGUUUUCCUGCUGGUUGGGCUCAUCAGCCUCGGUGUCCGCUUCCGUGACUCAGUACGUGAUUCAGCCAACCUGACGGAGCGUCUCCAGGCCAGUGAUGAAGAGAGAGACCUGCUGAUUGCCAAUCUGACUAAAGUGACUAAAGAGCUGACCAGGCUUCAGCGUUUGUCCAAACAGAAGAAAACGUGUCCUGCAGGAUGGAGGAUGUUCAGCGGUACCUGUUAUCUCCUCUCCAUUCAGUCUGCUUCUUGGGAAAAAGCCAGAGAGGACUGCAGAGCCAGAGGAGCAGAUCUGGUGAUCAUAGACAGUCUUAAAGAACAGGAAUUCCUCACUAAAGACAUCAUCAAGCAAGAAAGCUGGAUUGGUUUGACCGACAGAAACCAUGAGAAGACUUGGAAAUGGAUUGAUGGAACUCCACUUACUCUGAAGUUCUGGCAAAAAGGGCAGCCGGAUAAGGGUAAUGGAAGUCCUAAGUGGGGUGAAGAGGACUGUGCAGUUAUCCAACCAGGGAUGAAAGCUGAUGAGAACUGGAAUGAUCUGCGGUGUGAUGCCUUUAGGCCAUGGAUCUGUGGAAAAAAGCUCUUUAGCAUAAAAUGAGUUUUGAAAUAAUACAUGUGUUAAUACUUUUUUUUACCAUGUACAUUAAGAUUGUGCAAAGGGCCUUUGCUUGUGUGACUGAAUGUGUGACAAAUAAAGAGAGAGAGAGACGUACACUCACA